Messenger RNA from Eucalyptus grandis, 727 nucleotides. RefSeq lists its product as uncharacterized. The coding region runs from base 110 to 670 and encodes 186 amino acids. Gene Ontology annotation, molecular function: acyltransferase activity, transferring groups other than amino-acyl groups. The record is from RefSeq and is a predicted model, not a curated record. NCBI's taxonomy places the organism in Eukaryota, Viridiplantae, Streptophyta, Magnoliopsida, Myrtales, Myrtaceae. The transcript has a single exon.
ACCUCAUCGAUUCCGUUGACCUCGACCUCGAUUCCCAACCUCACCGCAACUUCAUCUACCACCAUCAUCGCAUCAACGACCACGCCCAUUCACCACUCUCGAUCUUCCGAUGGAGGAGCAGGAGCAACAAUCCCCCCGCACCUCCUCGGGCAGCGGCAGCGGCGAAAUCUCCCUCCGCCCUCUGAAGCUCUCCGACGUCGAUGACUUCAUGGCGUGGGCCGGCGACCCGGACGUUGCCCACUUUUGCAGGUUCGAGCCCUACACGAGCCGCGAAGCCGCCCUGGCCUACAUCGCUGACACCGUCCUCCCCCACCCUUACUUCCGGGCCAUAUGUGUCGACGGCAGGCCGGUGGGGCAAGUCUCGGUGACCCGGAACAAGUCCCCGGCGGAUGCCUGCCGGGGGGAGCUGGGCUAUGCGCUGGCCUCAGGGUACUGGGGGAGGGGGAUUGCGACCGAGGCGGCGAGGGCAGCGGUGGCAGAGGCGUUCAGCGCGAGGCCGGAGCUGGAGAGGGUGGAGGCGAUCGUGGACGUGGAGAACAAGCCGUCGCAGAGGGUGCUGGAGAAGGCCGGGUUCACGAGGGAGGGGGUGCUGAGGAAGUAUCGAGUGCUCAAAGGGAGGACGAGGAACGUGAUCGUGUUCAGCCGUCUCUCUACUGAUGUCGAUUCUUGAUAUGUUAUCAGCACCAUAUGUGAUUUUCCUUCUUUUUUUUUCUUUUUUUUUGGGGCA